Messenger RNA from Branchiostoma belcheri (Belcher's lancelet), 1348 nucleotides. RefSeq names its product adenosine receptor A2b-like. The record is from RefSeq and is a predicted model, not a curated record. Gene Ontology annotation, cellular component: membrane. Gene Ontology annotation, molecular function: G protein-coupled receptor activity. Gene Ontology annotation, biological process: G protein-coupled receptor signaling pathway. NCBI's taxonomy places the organism in Eukaryota, Metazoa, Chordata, Leptocardii, Amphioxiformes, Branchiostomatidae. The coding region runs from base 32 to 1348 and encodes 438 amino acids. The transcript has a single exon.
CGACGUAUUUGUCUUCAGUGAACAACGCAAAAUGAACGGCAGCACGGCGAAUCUCACUGGAGGAAACUCCACGGCGUACGAGACUUUCUGGCCGUGUUUCUCCUCUUACAUGAAAAAUAAGGUGGAGUACGACCUGGCUGUAGCCGCGUGCUUUCAUCUCCCCAGUCCGUAUGUGGACGAGAACAAGAAAGUCGGGAUCGUCUCAGCAACUGUCGGGACAGUCGCUCUCCUCAUGAACGUCGUGGUCCUGUCCGGAGUGCUGAAAAACCAUCACCUGUCCAAACCCAUGUUCCUGUUCGUGGCCAACCUGGCUACGGCGGACUGCGUGGCGGGUUUGUUCUCGUUCUUCUUCUGCGCCCAUGUCCAACUGGAACUGUAUCGACCAUGGACAAUGGUUGGCUUGUACUGUACCUUCUUUUUAGUAUUGGCCUUAUCAGCAGUUGGCGUGGUCCUCCUGUCCAUGGACCGUUAUCUGGCCAUCCUCCACCCGAUAUUCUACCAGACCCGCAUGUCUGGGCGACACGUUGCCGUGAGUUUGGGGAUCGCGUGGCCAGCCUGUGUGUUCGUAUGUCUGUCUCCUCUCAUGGGCUGGAACUGCCAUAAUAUGAACACAGAGUCCUGCAUAAAUCACCUGCCCGUAAGUUACCUGAUUCUUUUCAACGUCAUCUUGCUGAUGGCCGUGGUGGUAGUGGUCUUCGUCAACGCAAGAAUCUUCUUCGAACUGAAGCAGCGCUUCUCCAGAACCAAGCCCCCCGAGAACCCGCAAGACAACCUGCCCGCCGCACGCCGCAGGGAACAGCGAGUCGCCGCCAGACAAUACCAGCAACUGAAAAACAGUUUGAAGAUGCAGGUGACCGUUAUCAUCAUUGCAGCAGUGUUCGUCGUCUUCUGGCUGCCGAUUUGCAUCGGGGGUGUGCGGCAGUUAAUGUGCUUUGCGAGACAAGACUGUGAGGUAAAAUCAAAGCCAAACUGGGGGUUGCUGAUCGCACUCUGCAAUUCGGUGGUCAACCCGGUCAUCUACGCGCUCAGGAUCAAGAAGAUUCGGGAAGCCGUGCAUCGUAGGGCGCGACGACUCGCCAGCACGGUUCGGGAAAAGGUGGGAUGGUCAUCGAAUCAAGUGGUCAACAUUAAGAUUGUGGGAGAUGCGCGAGUAGUGAACGCUGUUGCUGGACCAAGUAUAGACAAUCGGACUGACCAGCCGACUAAAUGGGCAGCCAGCCGAAGACUUGCAGAGAACCCCAGGAACGAACUGAACUCAAGCCGUCUGAAUGUGCCUUUCGUAACAUCGCCAGGGUCAGUGAAGAUGUCUCCUGUUGAAACCCCAAGCAGCGGAGAAGACGCCGAGUAA